AGACAUUUUAUUCAGUGUUUAGAUUUUGGUUUUUAUCAAACACGACAAACUUAAUCAAUUCAGUACUUUUGAUUCAGUCUUCAGAUUUCAGACUUCAGACCCAAAUUAAGUUUUAUCAAACGGGCCCUUACUUCCAGUUUUUAAGAAAAUUGAAGAAAAGGACAAAAAGGCAAAUCUUUUUUAGACUAGUCAGUGAAGGCAAAAACCACUACCGACCAAAAGAAACAGGGUGGACUGCAAAGUCGACGAUGGAGGCAAAAGUAUAAUAAUAUAAAGUCUUUUCUUCACAGGAACUGAGACCAAUAAUUCUGAAAAUAAGGUCAAAACCUCCAUUUCCAAGCAAUUUCCGCCCUUGCGGAUUACGGAAUGAUGCUUUAUAGUAAGGAGAAGGAACCCAACUUCCUCCGUAUGCCGUAUUCCCUCUUUCUGUGUUCAUCUUUUUUUCCAGUACUAAUGAUCAGUUGCAGACGAAAAAUCCCUGAAUUUUUUUAACAAUCCCGAAGCUUCCCAUUGAUUGUUUUUCUAAAACCCAUUUCCUCAAAUACCCCAAUUUUGAUCCUCCAGAUAUGAUUCAAAACAUCCAAAUGCCGUCCGCCAAAGCAGUUGUUUCCACGGCGGCUUCCGUCGCUGCCACGGCCAUGCUCGUCAGGUCAUUUGCCAGAGAAUUCAUUCCUCACGAGCUAACAAACUAUUUCUUUAUCAAGCUCCGCCGCUUUUUCACCACUUUCACCAGUGAAAUGGUCGUUGUCAUUGAUGAAUUCGAUGGGCUCAGCAAGAACCAGCUGUACAAGGCUGCUGAAAUCUAUUUGGGUAGCAUUAUUAGUCCUUCCACCAAAAGAUUUAGGGCCACUCUGCCUGACAAAGAGAAGAAAAUCAGUGUUUCAAUGGAAAGAAAUGAAGAAAUCGUUGAUGAAUUUUGUGGGGUACAAGUGAAAUGGAGGAUGGUUUGUCAACAAAUUCAGCCCAGGUACGUUCCUAACCCCAAUGAUCCCUACAAUAACUUCAGGUCCGAACUGCAAUAUUAUGAAUUGAGCUUCCAUAAGAGUCACAGAGACAGAGUGGUUAAUGAGUAUAUACCUUAUGUUUUGGAAAAAUCAAAGACUGCUGCCUUAGAGAAGAAGACGUUGAAGUUGUUCACUUAUGAUCGGCAUAAUAGGGUAAUAAUAUCUGGACAUGGGUUUACAAAUCCAUGGAAAUCAGUAAAUCUUGAUCAUCCAGCCACUUUUGACACAUUGGCUAUGGAUAUGGAGAUCAAGAACAUGGUCCUCAGUGAUCUUGACCAGUUUGUGAUGCGGAAGGAACUGUAUAGGAAAGUUGGAAAGGCAUGGAAAAGAGGGUAUUUGUUGUUCGGGCCUCCAGGGACAGGGAAAUCGAGUCUAAUCGCUGCCAUGGCAAAUUACUUAAACUUUGAUAUCUAUGACCUGGAGCUUACUGAUAUUAGGAGUAACUCUGAAUUAAGAAGACUCCUGGUUACUACGGCUAAUCAUUCAAUACUUGUUGUCGAAGAUAUCGAUUGCUCUAUCGAACUCACUGAGAAUCGAGGCGCCUCUUCAAAAGCACAAGUACCUUGUCCGCGUCAACCUAGUAGGGGAGACCGCGUUACUUUGUCGGGAUUGCUGAACUUCAUUGAUGGAUUGUGGUCAAGCUGUGGUGAUGAGCGCAUCAUUGUGUUUACAACCAAUCAUAAAGAUAAGCUGGAUCCUGCUUUGUUGCGACCAGGUCGAAUGGAUGUACACAUUCACAUGUCCUAUUGCACACCUUGCGGCUUCAAAUUGCUCGCCUCCAACUACCUUGGAAUUGCAGAACACCCCUUAUUCCUGGAUGUUGAGAAGCUGUUGAAAAUCACGAAUGUGACUCCCGCAGAAGUAGGAGAGCAGAUGCUGAAACACGGUGAACCCGAAACGGCACUCAAAGGCCUGAUUGAGUUUCUUGAAGAAAAGAAGAAAACAGCUGAACUCGACGCACAUAAAAAGAAUCAAGAAGUGGCCAAAGCUGAAGAAGUCAAAACCGAAGAAGUUGUUCCCGUAUCAUCAGAAGAAAAGGGUGGAAGGAAAGAGGAGAAUGGUGUCAUCAGCAUCGAAGCUAUUAAGCAAAUGUUGAAGAAAGGGCCCAACACUGAAGUUCAAGGCGAAAACAAGCAGGGCGACAUUUACCAUAUGUUUAAAGCUAUGGUUCAAAUGAUGCAGGACACCAAGGAAUCUGAAGAUUUGGAAGGCAGCAAGACAGAAUCUCCGGCUGUUGGGAAAAUUUUGCCCAAUUCUGCUUGAACAGUAAACCUGGCAAUCACCAGUUCAUGAAUGAAGCUGUCGUUCAUUUUGUAUUUUCCAGAUAAUCUCACAAGUUUUGUCAGCUCAAUUUAAUAGUACAGAAUAAAAUCCAGACCGUGAUUCAUCGUCCAUGCUUAACAUGUUAGAGAUUGUGUACCCAUUUAUCCAAUUUAAUGUAAGGUAUAAUUCAGCGUCCUCCUUUUGAUAUACAAAGUAUUUAUAUAUCCAAUGCUAUCCUUGAGCUCUACCAGCUAUGGCUGCAUCAGAUACCAUAGCCAGAAUCAGCAUAUGCUAAGAACUUCAAGUUAUUUCGAAGUGGAAUAAACAUCAUUCUGCAGUAAGCAUAAAAUAUUCAACUGGCUCUUUAAUAGUUUUGAUAGUACAUGGGUACAGAUAAUUACACAGAUUGAGUGGUACUUGACAGAUGACAACAUGAAUGAACACAUGAACGUAUAAACUACAAAAACAAAUCGAUCCAAACGACAGAAACGUUAUGUUUUACAUGUUUUCAAACGAAUCAAAUUACCAGAAAAAAACUGCUGAAGCAUAAUCUCUUUCAAUUUGAGAUCAGAACUAAGCCUUCCCUUCAAUCCUGGCAUGAGUUAGGCCGACACAAGCAUCAACAAAGUCUUCAUCAAUAAAAUCCGAUGAAUAAAUCUGCAAACGAUCAGCACAACCCUUUGCAAAGCACUGAUUUAUGAACAGUCUGGAAAAACCACGAAUUCUGUCUGUAACAGGUUUGACCCACAAAACUGGAUUAUCAGCCUGAGGAGUUAAAGUAUUCUCAACCCUGUAAAAGAAUUUCCGGGAUGUAACCGGCGGCUGCUCGCUCAAAUGCUUCAGGUUGCUCUCGAACUUUGUGUUUGGCAAAUCAGUGUCAAUCCAGUUAUCUUUCAAAUAUCCAGCGCUCCAUAACGGAGAUCCCGGUUUUGGCUGCGGCGAUUCCCUUGGCUUCCACACACAAAUCACUCUCUGAUUAGGCAACAAUUCGGAAAUCGUCUUGCCAAAAACAGAGUCAUCCUGAUGAAUCAGGUACUCCCCGAGGUGUUCCUCCAAGAACUUGUCGAAUUCAGGCGGAUCCUUGUGCCCGAAUUCUGUACGGAUUUCAAGGAUGAUCACCUCGGAUUGGGUUUCGGACAGGAACUUCUUGACAUCGUUGAUCACAACAUCAACACUGUAGGACAACAGUAUCCCGUGGCAGACUUUUCGAUCCUCCUGAACCCGGAUAUCCAAAACCCGAGUACCUAAAACCAGCUGAUCGUAAAUCGACCGGCUUUGGCACUCUGCAAAGGGGCGGGUGAUGGCCGGAACGCCAAUCUCGUUGGUCGCAGAAUCGUGGGUUCCGGGCCAAACGAUCUGGUUGAUGUGAAGUUUUGCCGGGUCGAGGUUUGACAUCCAGUUUUUCCUGUCGGAAGGGUGGUAAUCAGAGCCAGGGAAGUCAGUUCCAGUGCUCUGUUUCAGAUCUUCCAAGGUCUUUUCUUGGGAUGAAAUUGAUUCCCUUCGUUCCACUUGUUUAGAUACUUCAGCUUCCACCGCCGAGGCCGCCGCCGAGAGAUUCUUACCAAUUGCAGCAAACAUUGUUGUGCUUCCGCUCCUUCUUCUUCUUCCUUCUCAGAUGGUAGUUUCUUUUUUCCGGUUUGGAUUGCCUUGUUCCUCUCCUGUUUCCGUGUUGAGGUAGUUGAUGACUAGAAAAAUGACUGGACAGCUUGUCAAUUUAAUAAUUCACAUGGACUAAUUGCCCAUUUCUGUUACUUGAUCCAUAAUAAUUACGGUUUUUUUUUUCUUUUUGGCCAUAAUAAUUACGAUUUGAAAUAAAUUUCAGUCGCUUUCGUUUAAUGGUUAUUAAAAGUUUUUACAUAAAUAAAUACAAUUAGAUUUAGACAUUUUUUUUGGGCUAUUAUGAUUAAGAAAAUGGAGGAACGUGCAUUAUAAUUGUGUGUGGGGGGGCCGGUUUGAUUGAAUUGAAGCGGGAGAGUCACUAUCUACCUGUCCCUUUUGCACAGAGUUGUGUGGUUGGUUGGUUUCGACGAAUUGGGUCACUUUAACACUGAAAAAAAUCCUCCGUCCGUCGGUGUGGGAAUGCACUUCUACUAAUAAUAAUAAUAAUAAUAUAGCCUACAUGUAAACAAAUACAACAACAUUUUCUCUAUCCUAUAUACAAAUAAUAAUAAUUCACAUUAUAAUUUCGAUUAUUUUAUUGGUACGGAGAGAAAGAAAAAUCAUUGUAAUUUUGAACCACUCCACCCAACAAAACUCUUCUGAUAAUAAACUCAAUGUAAUUCCGCUCAUCUUGAUCCAUAAACCAAGAUUUGCAAAUUGAUGCUGGAGGUGAACGAGAACAACCUCUAAACGGAUUGUAUCCAUAUUCCUUCUAUCUUAAAAUACGAGUUUCAUCUCUCACCCCAUUUGGUCUAGUAAAAAUUAUUACCUCCGUCCCAUAAUUAUGGUCCAGUUUAGAUUUUUAUUUUUAGUUUUAAAUUGUACUAAAAGUGAAAUUUUAAACUGGACAAUAAUUUUGGGAUAGAGGGAGUAUAUUGCAACCGUAUACUACAUUUAACCACACAUCAACA
Oldenlandia corymbosa var. corymbosa is the source of this 4837-nucleotide messenger RNA. The record is from the annotation of a GenBank genome assembly. NCBI's taxonomy places the organism in Eukaryota, Viridiplantae, Streptophyta, Magnoliopsida, Gentianales, Rubiaceae.